Tetrahymena thermophila SB210 is the source of this 2949-nucleotide messenger RNA. RefSeq lists its product as hypothetical. The transcript has 12 exons. The record is from RefSeq and is a predicted model, not a curated record. NCBI's taxonomy places the organism in Eukaryota, Ciliophora, Oligohymenophorea, Hymenostomatida, Tetrahymenidae.
AUGCAAAAUAACAACAACAAUCAUCCAUAUUACAGAAGCGAAGUUAAUUACGAUGGCAACGGCCAGACUAACUAUGAAGCCAAUUAGCAUUAGAAAAAUCGUCCUUCAACUGCUUAAUCAGCACUCAGCCAUUCAAAGUCAGCUUCACAAUUCCCAUUUUUAUACAGAAAUUAGCAGCCAAAGGUAAAAGAUUUGAGGACCCAAGAAGAAAAAGAUGCAGCAAUCAAGCAUCUUAUUUCACCUACUAAGUCUCUAUAGUUGCGUUCAGAAAUUGUUAAAAAAUCUAAAAACUAAUAAAAAAUGAUGGAACUAAAGAACUCAAGAGUUUUAGACAAUCAUUUUUUGCAUAAUAUACACAGUUGUGCAUGGAUAUCUCCUGGUCUCUUUAGAAGAAUGAAAUAUGAAUCAGAUGACACUGGUUUAGCUAUUACAUUCCCAGAUAACGCAUAUGAAGUUAAAUUAAAUUAAGAUAGAUAGGAAGUAUAAAAAAUGCAAAAGGAUGGAAUCAGAAAUUGGGGUGAAUAUGAAAAAAUUAGGGAUGGAGAGUUUAUUGUGACUAUUGAAUAUUGUACCAAUUGCCAUGAGCACCAAGGCACUACUCGUCAUGAUGAAAAGAAAUAUGAAUAUAUUGCAUAAAACCUCAAAAAAGAAAUCUUAAGACAUUACCCUGUAAUUAAAGUCUAUAUGAAACCUUUGAUAACAGAAAAUUAAGACCAUUCAAUUGAAAAUCUUUAUGCUAGAUCUCGUUUAGGAGCUAUGGAAGUAUAGAUUUGUUCUAAUAAAAAUGGAAGAAUUACGAAGAACAUACUUUUUUCUAAGCUUAAAACAAAGACCUGGCCCUCAACGCUCAGUGUCUUGAAUGAAAUUAGAAAAUAUAUGGGAACUUGUACUUUAACAAUAUAGCUUAUUCAUGAAUUUAUUGAUCCUCAAAGCCUUCGCGAUGAUUAAAAACGUACUUCAGAAAAUAAACUUUUCAAUGUAGAAGUUAUAUUAAGACCUUACCGUAAAAUUAACCAAAGUGGUUAUACAUAGCAACAAAAUUAAAAUUCAUAUGUUAAUCCUUAGUAAAGUUAGACUUUAGAUCCUGAUAGAUCAUAAAUAGGAGGGUCAAGAGUAACGGGAUUCGAUGGUACCAUGUCAAAGAGUAGGCCAAAUAGCGCAUUAUUUAGAUCAAGUGUUAGGCCUUUAAGUGCUUAAAGUGCUUAUACAGUAUAAAGUUAUUCCCAAUUACCUUAAAAUGAAGGUUAUCAAACUAAUGGAAAAACUAUUGAAAUUAAAGAAAAAAGUUCAACUGAAGGAAUAGUAAACUUCAAAGACCUUCCUUUUGAUGUAUACAAUAUAGAAAUCAAAGAAACUAACGACUUUAGAGCUUAUAGAGAUAGAAUAGAUAUUUUUAAGAAAUGGAAAGAGGAGUCCCAAUAGGAUGGAAUUAUUUUAGAAGAAAUACAUUUAUAGCCUGUGGAAUAUACUUUCGCUAAAUUUAUUCUUGAAUUUGAGCCUAAUUCUUAGGUUAAAGGCUCUACUGAAGCUAUAAUAAGAAUAUGUAAGGAAGGUGAUGAAGAAAAUGAAUUAGAAGGUAGAAUAGCUAAAGUUUUUGAAGUUACAUUAGAUCCAGGUAAAUAUAGAGUAGUAGUUGAGCAUCCAGUGUAUGGUACUAUAGAAAAAGACCAUACAUUUUAAUUUGGUAAUUAGGAAUUAAAGUUAGCUUUUGAUUCUUCAAACAUGUAAGCAAAUUAGAGCUAGACGUAUAAUAAAAAGCAGACAAAUAAUAACACAAAUCAGUAAUAGCAAGGAUUAUAAAACUCCUCAUUAAACAACAGAAAUAAUCGUCCAAGCUCUGCAAGACCUUAAUCUGGCAAUCUCAAUCCAAAGAAAGAGCUUAUAAUUUAAAUUUAUGAAGCAGGAAACUUCAGAAAUAACAUUUAAAACUGUAAAAUUGAGAUUAAAGAUGAAGUAAAAGAAAAAAUAGAAAUGAGAACAAAUGAUGAUGGAAUAUGUGUAAUAAAAUUAGACGGAUUCACUAAGGGUACCAUAAAAAUAGAACAUGAUGAUUUCCUCACAAUUAUGGAGGAUUAUGGUCCAACUACUAUGAAUAUAAAUAGUAUGAAAGAUUUAUCUUUUCCUUUAAUCAGAAAACCUGAAAAGGAUAGUGAAGUUAAUUUGUUGAUGCUUACUGAUGCUGAUAGAAAAAUCAUGACAUUAAAUGUCAUUACUCCAGAUGGCAUCACUAUAGCUCCUUCUAAAAAAGAAGCUGAAAAAGAGAAAAAAGAAGUUGUAAUUAAUGAUGACCCAGAACAAAGAAGCUCAGUUAUAAAAAUAUAAAAAAUUAAAUAAAAGGGAGUUUAUAGAAUUUUUGCAAAAGUACAUGACAUUAAUUUAUUAUCACCUUCCUCAGUAAAAUUAUAUGUGAUUACCUCUUCAACUAAAAUGCACUUUAUUGAAGUGCCUAAGAGCCAUCCUUAGAUAGUUAGAGGAAAUGAUAUAUAUUGGGAUAUUGGUGCUCUCUGUGUAUCAACUCCUGAAUGGAAAUUUAUUGAAGUAAACUCAGUAAAAUCUGAUCCUGUUACUAAAGAUUCUUAUCUGUUGUAGUUGAAAUAGAUAACUGAUUAUAUUAACAGCAAGGUUUAAAAGAAUAAAGGAAAAGGAAGUGUUGAUGUCCGCACAUUAUUUGGUUUCCCUAAAGAAGAGAAUCCUAAGGUUUUAAAAAAUAAUAAUGAUUACUUCGUUUCAAAGGAAAAUAUAGUCAAUAAUAUAGAUAUCAACAUAUUUGGUGGAACCAAAAACCCAUUUACUGAGCAUUUAAUUAACUCUGCACUUCAAUCAAAUGGACUAGUAAGCUUGAACAAAUUGAAAUCUAAAUUUGAAAGUAAUUAAUUCCCUGAAGGCAUUGAUUUUUAUAAUGAUGGAUCUGUUAAAGAAGUAAACUAAGAAGAUGAAGAAGAUGAAUGA